CGCUGUCCCGCCGCCGCGAAGCCCCCCGACCUGAAGAAAAUCCAGCAGCUGUCCGAAGGGUCCAUGUUUGGCCAUGGCCUGAAGCACCUUUUCCACAGCCGCCGGCGGUCGCGGGAGCGGGAGCACCAGAACUCGCAGGACUCGCUGCCGCCGCACUACGGCAUGUCCGACCACGACUCCCCCGACGAGAAGGAGCGGUCCCCGGAGAUGCACCGCGUCUCCUACGCCAUGUCCCUGCACGACCUCCCGGCGCGUCCCACCGCCUUCAACCGGGUGCUGCAGCAGAUCCGCUCUCGCCCCUCCAUCAAGCGAGGCACCAGCCUGCACAGCGGCAGCCGGCGGGCCAAGAGCGGCUCACUGGAGCCCCAGAAAGGGAGCCCCCACCUCGUCCGCAAGACCCCCCAGGACAGCAGCCUCACCGCCAUCCUGCAUCAGCACCAGGGCCGCCCCAGGUCCUCCUCCACCACCGACACUGCCAUCCUCCUGGCCGAGAGCGGGGCCGUCUACCUGCUCACCGAGGACACCGAGUGCCUGGCCGAUAAGCUGGACAAGGGGGACGUGACCGCACUCAGCCUGCCCUCCACCACCGGGCACGGCGACGCUGACGGCACCGUCUGCCUGGACGUCCCUGAUGGCACCCCUGACCCUCACAGGACGAAAGCUGCCAUCGAGCACCUGCAGCAGAAGAUCCUCAAGAUCACCGAGCAGAUCAAGAUCGAGCAGGAGGCUCGGGAUGACAACGUGGCCGAGUACCUGAAGCUGGCCAACAACGCGGACAAGCAGCAAGCUUCCCGCAUCAAGCAGGUUUUUGAGAAGAAGAACCAGAAGUCGGCGCAGACCAUCGCGCAGCUGCACAAGAAGCUGGAGCACUACCACAAGAAGCUGAAGGAGAUCGAGCAGAACGGCCCUUCCCGGCAGCCCAAGGAUGUCUUCCGGGACAUGCACCAGGGUCUCAAGGACGUGGGUGCCAACGUUCGCUCCAGCAUCAGUGGCUUUGGCGGCGGCGUGGUGGAGGGCGUCAAGGGAGGGCUCUCGGGUCUGUCCCAGGCCACCCACACUGCCGUGGUCUCCAAGCCCCGGGAGUUCGCCAGCCUCAUCCGGAACAAGUUUGGCAGUGCAGACAACAUCGCCCACCUGAAGGACACGCUGGAUGAUGGGCACCCGGAGGAGGCUUCACGGGCUCUCAGCGGCAGUGCCACCCUGGUCUCCAGCCCCAAGUAUGGCAGCGAUGACGAGUGUUCCAGUGCCACCUCCGGUUCAGCUGGUGGCAGCAACUCAGGGGCAGGACCCGGCGGCUUGGGGAGCCCCAAGUCCAACACGCUGGACAGCCACCACAAUAACUUUGACACCAUCCUGGAGGAGCUCCGGGAGAUCAAGGACAGCCAGUCGCACCUGGAGGACUCCAUGGAGGACCUCAAGGCCCAGCUGCAGCGGGAUUACACCUACAUGACACAGUGCUUGCAAGAGGAGCGGUACAGGUACGAGCGCCUGGAGGAGCAGCUGAACGACCUCACCGAGCUGCACCAGAACGAAAUGACCAACCUGAAGCAGGAGCUGGCCAGCAUGGAGGAGAAGGUGGCCUACCAGUCCUACGAGAGGGCACGGGACAUCCAGGAGGCGGUGGAGUCGUGCCUGACACGGGUGACCAAGCUGGAGCUGCAGCAGCAGCAGCAGCAGGUGGUGCAGCUGGAAGGGGUGGAGAACGCCAACGCCCGGGCGCUGCUGGGCAAGUUCAUCAACGUCAUCCUGGCCCUGAUGGCCGUGCUGCUCGUCUUUGUCUCCACCAUUGCCAACUUCAUCACCCCGUUGAUGAAGACCCGCAUGCGCAUCCUCAGCACCGCCCUGGUCGUCCUCUUCCUCUUCUUCCUCUGGAAGCACUGGGACUCCAUCACCUACUUUCUGGAGCAUGUCCUGCUCCCCAGCUGAUCCGCAGCCCGGCUGCUGCGGCCCUGGGGGCUUUCCAUUUCCCGCAGAGGAGAGGGCCGGGGGGACGGUGAUCCAAAGCCUUCAGGUUGUUUCUUCACACGCUUGGUUCAGUUGCUUUCCCGGCCCUCCAUCCUCGCUGCAGCCGGCAGUGAUUGCUCGGAGC
Molecule: messenger RNA, 2089 nt
Organism: Aptenodytes forsteri (emperor penguin)
Lineage: Eukaryota; Metazoa; Chordata; Aves; Sphenisciformes; Spheniscidae
Gene: TMCC2
Product: transmembrane and coiled-coil domain family 2
Exons: 5
Coding region: 64-1926 (620 amino acids)
Biological process (GO): amyloid precursor protein metabolic process
Cellular component (GO): endomembrane system
Source: RefSeq, a predicted model, not a curated record